AUGGACCGCGCUGCACCAGCUGGAUCCGCGCCUGCUUCCAAGCCGGCGCGCGACUUAAGCAACCUCAAAUUCAAUAAGAAGACCCUCCCUCCCCCGCCGACGAAUGUCCAACGCCCACCGAAACGCCCGCUGUCCCCCACGUCCUCACACGCCCCACCACCUGCGCUUCCAGCCGAACAGCCUGCCGAACGGCGUUCGAAACCACCGGGGCCGCUGAAGAAGCUCCCGCUCGACUUCCAGCCCAAGCUCGCCACCCUGUGGGGGGACAACCACGCCCUCGUCUGCGUCAACACGGACUAUGCGCCUGGCGACCCCACGCUUCUCGGCCCCGAGUCCGUCUACACUUGCGACGACGGCAACUGGGGUUGGCACGAUCCCGGCCGUCAGCCUCAAUUUUUGGACCCCGCCGCACUGUAUCUCGCCUUCACGCCGGUGCCCGACUCAGCCGAUUCCGACAUGACGCGCCUACCGGAGUUCCGCGAGCCGCGCAAGGAAGAUACGGUCCGUGGCACCAACGCCAAGGGGCGCGCGCAGGACAAUGUCUUCAUCAGCCGCGACGAGGUGCACAAGGAACUGGAGGAGCGGGCGAAGACGCUGGAAAAACUCUUCCGCUUCGCCGUUGGCUUAUUCCACGAAGCGAUGGCGAAAACGGAGCACGGGAAAACGACCGUCCAGCACCGCGUCGCGGCGGAGAUCAGGCCGCCUUACGCUGCCUCGAGCAUCAUGAGGCGUACGUGGGGAACGCUGCGUUGGGGAGAGCUACAGUCGUGGGCCGAUUAUAUGGUCUGCGCUCGCAUGCACCAGCGCUCCUCCGCGUUCGUCACCGCAUACAUCGACUUCAUGGCCGCUUUCCUUCCGAGGGAGCAGGCGAAGAUGCUUCGCCUCCGCAUCCCACGUCGCGCGAAGACUUCUCGGCGGGGCGUCAUUGUCAGCGGCACGCAGAUCGACACUUACCUCCGAUUUCUGGUGCAUCUCAGUGUCCCCGUCUACGCGCUCGUCGAUCUCAACGAGUACUCGUUGCCGGAUGGGAUACUGUACGAGCACAUGCCCCCGCGCUGCAGUGUCGUACCAUCCAUCCCGUUCACCGACAUUCGUCAGAAAGACCUACCUUUACCUUGGUAUCCGCCGCAAGGUAUCGACUGGCGCCACAUCGAGUUCGUUGCCUUCCAUGGUGUCCCGAUCCCGGGUAGUGCGAUGCGGAUGUCGGAUAGGAAGGAGGCGGACUUGGCCAGGAUGCAGGGUAAAGCAAGAGCCGCCAAGAAGCAGAAGGUCGAGGGUAAACUCAAGGAAGCAGACUUCCGCGAGCAUCACCCUGGCGUGGACAUCUCCGCCGAGCGGUAUAAGCUCUUCGCCGACCGUGCUCCGGCGUUGAACCGAUUCUACGACUUGAAGCAAGGCCUCCGCGAUAUGGAUAUACCGCAAGCGCGGACCGCAUUCCUCAGCGUCGAAGCGAAGGCGCUCGAGCACGUCGACCUCCUCGACAAGUAUGUGAAGCCUCCAGACGGCGAAUUUCGGGACAAGAAAGAGCUCAAGGCGAAGAGAGGGGAUGGGACGCUGGGGACCUGGACACCGCCUAUGUCUGUCCUCUACCGGGCGAAGACGCACGACACGAUGAUCGAGCAUCUCCUGUAUGCGACCUGGUUGGCCCCCACUUUCCUGGCGCGCGUGCGGUUGGCGCGCAACCAGAAGGACAAGAACUUUCGUCGGCUGAGGCCAAACGAAUGGAGGGACGUCCUAUCGACGCAGGCAUGGCAGCGGCGAUGGUGA
Peniophora sp. CBMAI 1063 is the source of this 1767-nucleotide messenger RNA. The record is from the annotation of a GenBank genome assembly. NCBI's taxonomy places the organism in Eukaryota, Fungi, Basidiomycota, Agaricomycetes, Russulales, Peniophoraceae.